CCGAGUCUUUUUUUCUUUGUUCCAUUUUUCUGAUGACAAUAGUAGACUGAACUGAUGAUAGCAUUAGUGACCGCUGUUAGUAUCCCAUUCGGCUUGUCGAGGCAGCUAUUGCAUUUCUUGCUUAGUUUGAAUGACAUAGCCAGAUGAAAAAGCAGUGUAGCAUAAAGAAUGUGUCUUCUUCAUUAAGAUAGUUCUCAUGCUCUAAUCUAUAAAAAUGAAAAGCACGACCAGCACCCUCACUUGUAAAAAUCGGGUGGACUGGAUGGAGAUAGCAACCACACACCCACUCACAGUCUCCCCGGCGGCUUGCGCACACUCUCAUACACGAUCAUGCUCACUUCAUCACCUCAGAUGUAGCUGGCGAUGGUGAGCUGCUUGCCGUCGAAGCCGUCCUCGCAGUAGUCGGUUAGCGUGAAGCCGUUCCGGAGGAAGUCGGGGCUGUUUUUCAGCUUCUUCUGGUACGCCUUCUUCAGCUCGGUCGCCUUGUCGUUGUACUGCGUGAGCACGCGCAGCAGCGGACUUUUAUCGCCCAGUUUCUUCAGGUCCUCCAGCUCCGAGGUCAUCACGAAUCGCUUGGGCUCCAUGCCCACGAUGGUACCCAGGCCACCGGAAAGGAGGCUGAGGUCUGCGCGGUCCCACUUGCUGCUCUGGAUGUUGCGCCAGCGGAGGACGCCCGGGAUGGCCACCAGGCGGCUGUAGCUGAGCGUGGUGCCGUGCAUGAUGCCUGUGAGGCACAUCAGCUCAAUCCAUGCAGCCACGCUGAACUUGUCAGUCUUUUCGUCAGUAUCUCUCUUGAAGUCUCCACAGCUCCGCAGAUAAGUCUUCAGCUUCUUCUCGCUCUCCUGAAAUUCCUCGCGGUCGACCUCCUGAAGAGCUUUGACGAACUGACUCGCAAAGUCCGGAAUCAGGGCGGCGUGCUCGAAAAACUCGCCAAGGAUGCCGUGCUUGUUCCCCCUCUUGAUUGACUUGUGGAGCAUGCAGUCGAGGAACUCGUCAGCGGAGGCGCACUCGCCCCACUUCUCGAGCAGCGCUCCCAGAAUGGGCCGCACCUCCUGCGAUGAGCCGAACCCGUCGGCGCCCGUGAGGAACGCGGUGUCCAUGCUGUCAUCGCUGGGAGGGUCCCUGAUCAGCAGCUGGCCGACCUGGAUGUACUUGAUGGCGACGUUGUCGUCGAACACCUCCGCCCAGCGGUUCAUGUCGCGGAAGCCGCGAGUGGACAUGGCCAUGGCGGAGGUGAACAGGUAGUGGAGCACGUGGAUCAUGGCGUGGAUGCAUGAGGAGUAGAAGAUCAGAUUGUACAGGGCGGAGCUCGCGUAGUCCUUGAUUUUGGCGAUCUCCUUUGGGUCGCGCGUGUCCCCCUUAACUUCCAUCAUGAUCCUUCCCUCAAGGUCGUCGCAGAUCUGGAUGGACUUGAUCGCCUCCAACCCGUCGGUGAACUUCACAUUGACGCGGUGCCCCACGCCGGUGAGAGUCCGCAUGAGGCGCAGGUACAGCGAGGGGCUCGACUCGUUCUCGUCGUACGACUUAAGCUCCCAGCCGUCGUUGUAUGUCAGCGCGGAGGCGAAGAAUGGAUUGUUCUUUAGCAACAGCAGCAGCUGCCUCGGGAAGUCGUCGUUCCCGAAGUACUUGUAGUCCUCUGGAAGUUCAUCGCCCAGGCUCGCCUUCUGCUUGAAGUACUCCACGGCAAGAUUGAGCGACCCCUCUUUUUUCUUCUUGUGCAGCAGCUGGUCAGAAAUCAACCCGACGCCGUCAAGACCGAACAGGCCCAGACCGUAAGUGCCAAACAAGUACCCGCCAACCCCCAGAGUCGUGGCGAAGUUCACGUCUGCGAUGCGAAGAAUCUUCCUCGGCAGGCUCUCCUCCAGCGGAAGGUGGACCCCCUUGAUGACUUCAGGAAGCGUCUGCGAGAUCGGGAAUCUCAGCAGUCCGUUGGCCAUCUUCUUCGCUGUCUGGGCGUGUCUACCCUCAUAGCGAGCAGCGAAGCCACGGGGUGGCAGAAAGCCCUUGGUAACUAGAACCAAGUUGAACAGAGAAAGCAGCACCACCUUCAUCGGGAAGCAAUUGGCUGUGCCGAAAACACACGAACAUACAAGAGUCUGUUACGCGAGGCAAUGAUCGCUCCAGGUCGCCCUCAAAC
Vitrella brassicaformis is the source of this 2137-nucleotide messenger RNA. The record is from the annotation of a GenBank genome assembly. Lineage: Eukaryota; Vitrellaceae.